Chenopodium quinoa (quinoa) is the source of this 1014-nucleotide messenger RNA. Its product is annotated as probable serine/threonine-protein kinase PIX13. The record is from RefSeq and is a predicted model, not a curated record. NCBI's taxonomy places the organism in Eukaryota, Viridiplantae, Streptophyta, Magnoliopsida, Caryophyllales, Amaranthaceae. The transcript has 5 exons. Gene Ontology annotation, molecular function: ATP binding; protein kinase activity. Gene Ontology annotation, biological process: protein phosphorylation. Bases 1 to 1014 code for a protein of 337 amino acids.
AUGUUCUCGUGCUUGCGUAAUGUUUCUAAGAAAAAAGAAUUGGAACAGAAAGCACCAGACCAUGAAGUAGGAUGUUCCAGCAGUAGCUUGAGGAAUUUCGAUUACAAGGAGUUGAAAAAGGCAACCAAGAACUUCAGCCCGACGAGGUCCCUCACUGAUGUUUCAGUGUUCAAGGGUUUUAUGAACGAGGCGGUUCUUACUCCAUCAUCUUUUUCCACUUCCAAAAUCCCUGUGGUAGUCAAGGCAUAUUAUUGUAGUGUAGAGAGUAGUCAACAUAUAAGAUGGCAGGAUGAGCUGAACUUCUUGGGAAGAUUGUCUCACCCGAACUUGAUUCGCUUAUUAGGAUCAGGACAUUGCUGGACAAAGGAACAAUUUUUCUUAGUGUCUGAAUAUAUGCCCAAAGGAAGCUUAAAUAACCAUUUGUUAAAUGGCAAUACACUUAGCUGGGAUCAGCGGAUGAACAUUGCUUUGGGUGUAGCUCAAGGCCUAGCGUUUUUGGAUAGUAGUUGUUCUGACAUACCGUGGGUGUACGACUACUUUAGGCCCUCAAGAAUACUUCUUGAUCAGGAUUAUAAUGCAAAGAUAUCGGUUUUUGGCUUACCAAAAUUUUCAAGGGAAGAAAACUCGAAAAAACAUUUUAUUUUUAAAGGUUCAGAGUAUUUUUCUCCAGAUUUCUUAAAUACAGGUCAUAGGACGAACCAUAGCAUUGUGUAUAGUUUUGGAGUGAUAUUGUAUAUGAUGCUAAUAGGCGUUCAUCAUGCUAAAGAUGCAAAUAGGGAGGACUGGAUAGAGCGGCUCUCAGUCUCCAACAAGGCAGAACUCGAGAAAGUUAUUGACCCGUGUUUGAAGGGUCAAUGUACACUCGAGGUAGCUUUCAAGGUGGCUCAAUAUACUAGCAAAUGCCUUGGUGUGCGGCCUGCAAAGAGUGCAAACCGCCCGUCUAUGCAGGAGGUAGCAUUUGAGUUAGCUCAACUGCUGAAAACUGCACCUAAUACUCAUGGUGGAACGGAGUAG